CUUGCAGGCGGUCAGCCUGGCCCCUAAGCCAGACUUGGCGUGCCGGGGUGGACGUGCUGCCGGACGUCACCCCGCCCUCCCACCGGGCCCGAUCUACUCUGGGGGAGGCUCCGAGGUGCCCUGCACCACCUUCAGGAGCUGGCAGGCUGCCUGCUCCCUGCUCUCGGCUGCACAGCCGCUGCCCUUCCUGUUCCCAGCUCGCCGAGGACAGCUCUGAGAGGCUCCUGGCAGCUCCUUGAUGUCUGCUGGCUUGGGUUAUGGGCAGGAAGGCCAGGCCCGAAGGAUAUUGAGUGGCUAAGAAGGAACCCCCGAGGUUUAGAAGGCAUCUGCUCGGUGGCCAGCACGUAGGCUCUGAGACAGGAGAGGGGUGUGCCGGAAGACUCGGGGCCUGGACGCCAUCUUCCUGAGGCCCAGGUUCCGCAGUCCUCACACCUGCAGAUGAUGUGAGCCCAUCUGCACAGUCUCCACCCCUUACCAAGCAGGCAACCCAACCCGUGGAACCUGCUGGUUCUCUGCACCCACUGGGUCAUGCCAAGGCUAGGGGCACUCUGGGCCAUGGGCAGGAAAGAGAGAAUACAGUGUCUUUUCCCCAGAGCUGAAGGACUGAGCCUUAGGAUUUGGGGAGUGGAAGCCAAAAUCUGUGCGAAAAUCCAGGUAUCCUGUUCCUGUCAGGCUCUCAGCACAGUUGGAGUACUGCAGGUAGGGAGGCCAAACAGGGCUCCCAGCACCAAGGGGCACAGGAAUCUCCAGCCCCCAGUGGGGUGAGUGUUCAUCCUGGACAUAGGUGAGACCCAUCAAGCUUCCCCAUAGGUUUGCCAUGAGCCGCAGGUCCUUGGGGCACCCAGGAAGGUGGGGCUGGGAUGCUUGGAGGCAGCCCCUCCAGGUGUGGGGACUGGGAUGUCUGUGGAGUGACUUCAGGGACACAAGCAGAAUCCAGAGUCUGUCCCCUCCUGGACACUUUGGUCCUAGACCACUUCCAGAAUGUUCCCUGGAGUGCUCCUUGGGGGAGGGCCUGUGGCAGUCUUCUGCGUAUGGGAAGACCUUUGGCCCAGCCACCCUCUGUAUGGGAUGUGAGUAGCUCCAACAGCAGGAGUGAAGAUGGUGCCCACCUGUUCAGCAGAUGCUGACCCCACAGCCUCAUCUCUGACCUUAGAGUACAGCUGUGAGCAAGAAAGAAAGAUCUGCCAACUGCCCUCCCACCCUUUCUUGUGCUCCCAUCUCUGUUUUCCACAGUAUUUGUCUCCUCAUCUACUGUGUCAGAAAUGCCUACUAUCUCAGAGUCUCUGUUUUUAUUACGAUCUAACCUCCCCAUCAGAGCAUCACCCUCACAGGGGCUUCAGGUGCAACACGUGCUCAGAAGGAUUUCCCCAGCCUGUGAGAACAGAUAGGGAAUCUGUUAUAUAGAGAAACCAAAACAAGCAAGCAGAAAGCCUUGGAAGACAGGUCUGCUGCAAACAGGAUGCAGCUAGGGAUCCUCGAGUCGGGGGCUGACCUGAGUCAGUGGCAUGAAUGACGAGGAGGAGCCAUGCCCAGGUCCGUGGCUAUGGUCAGUCUGUGUCAGGUCUGUGAGAGAGCCUGUGGCUGCAAGAAGGGAGCUCAACCUAAGGGAAUGGGGCGGCCUUGUGGGCAGACAGUUGUAGGACCCCAGCUAUUUCAACUGUUCCUCCAUCCUCCCACCUCCCUGGAAGAAAUGAGCCACAGAGAGAGCUGAUCCAGCCAGAGGACCCACAAGUUCUGUGUGGAACUGUUUUAGUUUGUGUUAGAAAAUGGAUGGCUUGGAGGCGGAGUUCAACCUGAAGGUUGUGCUGGUCAGCUUCAAGCAGUGUCUCAACGAGGAGGAAGAGGUGCUGCUGGACCACUACAUCGCCAGCUGGAAGGGUCUGGUCAGGUUUCUGAAUAGCCUAGGUACCAUCUUCUCCUUCAUCUCGAAGGACGUGGUCGCCAAGCUGCAGAUUAUGGAGCGUCUGCGCAGCAGCCCCCAGAGCGAGCACUACACAAGCCUGCAGUCCAUGGUGGCCUACGAGGUGGGCAAUAAACUGGUGGACCUAGACCGCCGCUCCCGCCACCCCAGCUCAGGCUGCCGGACGGUGUUGCGCCUGCACCGGGCUCUGCACUGGCUGCAGCUGUUCCUGGAAGGCCUGCGCACCAGCCCUGAGAACGCGCGGACCUCCACCCUCUGUACUGACUCCUACAACGCCUCACUGGCCGCCUACCACCCCUGGCUUGUGCGCCAGGCAGUCACCGUGGCCUUCUGCACCCUACCCACACGCAAGGUCUUCCUUGAGGCUAUGAACGUGGGGCCCCCUGAGCAGGCUGUGGAGAUGCUGGGUGAGGCCCUGCCCUUCAUCGAGCAUGUGUAUGAUGUCUCCCAGAAGGUCUAUGCAGAGCACUCCCUGUUGGACCUGCCCUAGUGGCCGCACCCAGGCUGGAUGGGCUUCCCCUGCUGCAGAGCUGGACUCGGGCAGCCAGGGCCCAUGCUCUCCACAACAGAGCCCUCACCCCUGCAAGCUGAGCUUGUGAGAGCCACCAGCUGACAGGAAAGGCAGGCAGCUGGCCUGGGAGAGGCAGCACAAGCCCUCCCUUGGCCCAGGAUGAGAGCCUUCUCAGCCUCGGUUGCAAGCAUGCCUGGUCAAGCCCCACUGAGGCUUGGAGAGUGGAGGCUGCAUGAGCAACAGCCUGAUGGUCGCCCUGCUGCUGUGUGUGGAAUCUGUGAAAUGGUGUGAGGACAGAGGUCCCUGGGCACCAAGGUUCUAUCCUGCCCCAGCUGGUAUGCCCAGCCCAUGUGUAUCUUUCCCAUGCCUGUCCUAGGCCAGGUCUGGGACACAGCAGGCCCAGCUGCCCCAAUCCCUUCACACCCUGGCUGGCUGUGCCCAGGCAGAGAACCUUGGGCAAUGGUCUGGGCACUAUAGACUCUCCCAGCCCUUUAUCUGCCUCCUUGUUAGCCUGUCUGCAUGCUGAGCAGAAAGGCCUUCCCUGCCAUCUAAACAGCUCCUGCAGGGAGUGCAUGAGCUCCCCAAGGGACCCAGCAGGCCAUCUCCUGCAGAGGUGCCAUUGCAGGCCACCCCUGCAUGGCCCAACACCACUGGGUGGAGCCAGGCAUUCCCUCUGCCCCUACCUGCUGCUCAUCCCCACAGUGCUCAGGAGGUGGGAGUGCUCAGGCUAGGAGGGGGUUGAACCCCCUUGUCUAGCUGAGAGUUAUCAGAUGGUCAGACCUAGCCAGCCAUCACGCAGUGCUCAGGGGCCUGGUUGCUCCCACUCUUUACAGUGACCUGCAGGGACCCUGUCUGCGGUGCAGCAGAUGUGCAUAAACGCAGCUUCCGGGUGGGCCCGGCCCUUUGGAAAGUGAUAUGUGUGAUAUUGUCCAGCAUAAAUAAACAGUGCUCAUGGGA
Sciurus carolinensis (gray squirrel) is the source of this 3389-nucleotide messenger RNA. It is a transcript of the gene Cptp, whose product is annotated as ceramide-1-phosphate transfer protein. Gene Ontology annotation, biological process: ceramide transport; intermembrane lipid transfer. Bases 1767 to 2411 code for a protein of 214 amino acids. Gene Ontology annotation, cellular component: membrane; cytoplasm; cytosol. The transcript is spliced from 2 exons. The record is from RefSeq and is a predicted model, not a curated record. Lineage: Eukaryota; Metazoa; Chordata; Mammalia; Rodentia; Sciuridae. Gene Ontology annotation, molecular function: ceramide 1-phosphate transfer activity; ceramide 1-phosphate binding.